AUGCGGUUUCUUGUCUCCCGUCUGUUCGCAAUUGGCCUGCUGGCCACCGCACUCCCCGUCGCCGCGGGACAUUUUACCAAGGGGUCGGCAAAGCUGCGCACAGUUGUCACGACUGACAUGGAACAGGACGACUUAGCCUCGCUGAUCCGAUUCCUACUCUACACCAAUGAACUCGACACGCAGGGCAUCAUCUAUACAUCUAGCCGCUAUCACUGGGCUGGCAAUGGCAAUGGCACGGAAUUGCGGUGGACUGGCACGCGGACCAUCCAGGAUAUUGUCCUCAAGGCGUACGCUCAGGUGCACCCGAAUCUACGCCGCCAUGAUCCAUUAUACCCGACGGCGGAGGAGCUAUUGCCCGUGGUCAAAAUCGGCAAUAUUGACUUCGAGGGCGAGAUGGCUCAUGACACAGACGGCUCUGAUCUUAUCCGAUCGCUGCUGCUGAAUGAGGACCCGCGGCCGUUAUACUUGCAGGCCUGGGGCGGCACCAAUACUAUCGCGCGUGCUCUAAAGUCAAUCGAGGAGCGGUAUUCUGGCUCGCGGCAGUGGGCGCGGACUAAGGAUACCGUCUCCCGUAAAGCUGUCAUCAUGGCCAGUGGUUUUCAGGACGACACGUACACGGAUUACAUUGCUCUGCAAUGGCCGCAGAUACGCGUCGAGCAGAUGUCGACCGGCUAUGCGACCUGGGGCUACAACUGUAAUCUGGGUCAGGGCAACGUUCGUGGGCUGCCUGACGAUCUCAAGUAUUUCAGCGGUUACUGGAUUAAGUCGUUCGUCGAAAUGGGGCCGUACGGUAGGCUCUAUCGUUCCUGGCUUGACGGUCAACACAUGCCCGGGGACCCGGAGGACAUCUUCGGCAAUCCAGCCAAAGCGGCCUCUGGCUGGUGCAAGCCGCUUGCUCCGUACGAUUUUCUCUCUGAAGGCGACAACGUGGCGUACAAUCCUCUGUUAAGCACCGGCAUCCAGGACCCAGCGAACCCGAACCUCGGGAGCUGGGGCGGCCGGGCCACGCAGAACAGCACAUCACCGAAUCUGUGGGUGAUGGUCGACAGCGAGAAGAACCAGACUGGCACCGAAGUUGGCAACUACACAACAGACCGCUGGAUGGCGGCCGUCCAGAACGACUUUGCGGCUCGCAUGCAGUGGACAGUGACGCCGGAGUACCAUGACGGAAAUCAUGCGCCCUCGGUUGAGAUCCUGAAUAGCAGUACGGUAAAAGGACAUCCUGGGGGGACCGUGACGCUGACCAGCUCGGCUCGCGAUCCGGAUGGCGACAAGGUCACUACGUCCUGGUGGCAGUACUUCGAAGAAGGCACCUACCCAGAAACGGUGAGUAUAGUUCAGCAUGAUCAAAAUUGGGCAACCGUGACGAUCCCGACCGACGCGAAGCCCGGUCAAACUAUCUCGAUCAUUUUGCAAGGGACGGACGAUGGGCAGUUCCCGUUAACUCGCUACGACCGGGUUUUCAUCGAAACCACAUAA
Messenger RNA from Penicillium lagena, 1479 nucleotides. Its product is annotated as DUF1593 domain-containing protein. Bases 1 to 1479 code for a protein of 492 amino acids. The transcript has a single exon. Gene Ontology annotation, molecular function: hydrolase activity, hydrolyzing N-glycosyl compounds. Lineage: Eukaryota; Fungi; Ascomycota; Eurotiomycetes; Eurotiales; Aspergillaceae. The record is from RefSeq and is a predicted model, not a curated record.